This is a messenger RNA of Acanthaster planci (crown-of-thorns starfish), 4142 nucleotides long. RefSeq names its product STAM-binding protein-like A. The record is from RefSeq and is a predicted model, not a curated record. Gene Ontology annotation, cellular component: membrane; endosome. Gene Ontology annotation, molecular function: protein binding; K63-linked deubiquitinase activity; metal-dependent deubiquitinase activity. Lineage: Eukaryota; Metazoa; Echinodermata; Asteroidea; Valvatida; Acanthasteridae. Gene Ontology annotation, biological process: protein K63-linked deubiquitination.
ACGUCACCGACACCUACGAAGUGACCAAUGAUGGCGGCGUCCGUGAGUGAUGUCCGACACUUCAGUCUGAGCGGACUUUGACAUGACGUUUAACCACACAGAGGCAUAGGUUUUUACGGUAGCCAGCAAAGUUGAAGACUUUCUUAUUCGAGAACUUAUUCAAGUAUUUUGCCAGGGUAAAUCGUCUGUCAAACGGAAGAUGUCAGUUGCCGUGUGUGAACCUCCAGCAGACAGGGUACGAUCACUAGCCUCCUUAGGCUCAGCUGUGGAGGUAGACCAUAACGUGCCUGUCAUUAGAUACUUCAGAUCUGGCAAAGAAAUGAUGAGGAUGGCUGAUGUUUACUAUGAGGAACAUAAUUAUGAACAUGCCUUCAUCCUGUACUCCAAAUUCAUCACUAUUUUUGUGGAGAAGUUACCCAAACAUCCUCUGUAUAAACAAGCGCGAUCGGAGGACAUUAGAGAAACCAAGAAGAAAGUCAAGCUAGCUUUUCCCAAAGCAGAGGAUACCAAAGCUAAGCUUAAGCAGAAGUAUGACAAGGAAUACCAAAUAUGGGAAGAAAAAGAGAAACAAAGACUCGCAGAGGAAGAACGCUUGCGAAAGGAACAAGAGAAAUGGAAUGCAGAGCAGAGGCGGAGACAUGAAGAGGAAGAGGAGGAGAGAAGACAACUCCAGGAGGCUAGAGAACGAUCCUUGAUAGAGGAACAGCAGCGUCAGAUAGAAGAACAAAGACAAGCUAUCCUUGAAGAGCAGCGACGAGCAAAGGAGAGAGAGGAAGGUGAGAAGCGAGCAUUAGCAGCACAAGCAGCAGCGACGGCAGCAGCAAUAGCAGCAGAGGGUGAUGCCAUGCCCUCAGCUCCAUCCCCUGGAAUACCUCCUCCAUCGUACGAAGCUGUGGAGGCUGGUGGCUACUCCGUCUACAAGCCUGCCGAUGAUUCCAUCAGCCCGAGAGGGCAAGUAAGCCCAGCGCCACCGACAUUUGAUCGUAGCCUCAAGGUCGACCGGUCAACCAAGCCCUCUCACUUGCUGAGUACUGUACCCAGUUCCAAGAAUCGCUAUGGGCUUAGAGACCUGUUUGUUCCCAUGGACACGGUGGAGAGAUUCUUAACGUUAGCCAGUCUCAACACAGCCAAGAACCUAGAGACUUGCGGCAUCCUAGCUGGUAAAUUGUCCCACGAUGCAUUCACCAUCACACACAUUGUUGUACCUAAGCAGACAUCAACAUCAGACUCCUGCACAGCGUUGAAUGAAGGCGAAAUCUUUGAUGUCAUGGACAUGAAAGACCUCAUAACACUAGGAUGGAUACAUACGCAUCCCACUCAGACAGCGUUCAUGUCCAGUAUCGAUCUCCAUACACACUGUCCAUACCAAGUCAUGAUGGCAGAAGCCAUCGCUAUCGUAUGUGCUCCAGCCCACAAGGAGACCGGUUAUUUCUCCCUUACACCUGACUACGGCGUAGGUUUCAUCAGUAAUUGCAAAGAGUUGGGGUUCCAUCCCCACCCCUCCCAACCACCCAUCUAUGAAGAAGGCAAGCACGUCAAGAUUGCCCGCGACGUGUCCAUUCAAGUCAUCGAUAUGCGGUGACGUAAGGCCCCUUGGGUAAUCGAUACAGUUCUGUGUCCGUUUGACGAGAUUUUACGGCCCCCCUCCACCACACCUCAGAUGCCCCGCCGUGCACAUUAAGCAACAGUUCAUAUGAAACACUUCAAGCUGAUGGCACCUAACUCUCUGUACUCUAAUACCCAGAAAAGGAAUUAUAUCUGCCUGGAUUUGAAUUACAUGGCUACGACUAGCAGUCACACAAGUCUAUGGACAAAGGCUACAGCCGGUAGCAAGUGGUUCUCAUACAUGCGUAUGUUUAUCCUAGCCUUAGCCAGUAAUUUCGAUGCAACCUCAGUAAUCCAUUAUGGCUAGGAUACCUUUGCUAGAGUGUUUUACUAAUCACAUUUUUAGUAUAUUUUCACCAAAGCACACUGGUUGAUCAUGGCUUUUCUUUUUGAAUGAAAAGAAUUUCAUUUUGAACAGUUGUCGAAUUGUUUUAAUCAACUUUAGUAAAUUGCUGACCUUUGACCUUUGAUUAAAAUAUAACCCGAUUGGACCAUGUAGAAACCUACAUUGCAUCGGUUCGCAAUUUUGCUGCCUGUGCCGUGGAAUAAUGAAACAUAACUUUUUGAAGUCUUAUGUAAAUGAAACAAACAGUGUGACACACAUCUGAACAACUCAACUAAGAUACAGAAUGAAGGAAAGUUUUCUUGGUGAAAAAUUUCCUUCCUUAUUGGAAUUUUGGUCAUGAGAUACAAGACAUGAUCAUGUCAUUUCUCAAUACGUCUGUUCACCCUUUUACACGUGUUACAGUGUAAGAUUUUUAAUUUACAGUGAAAUUCUUCUUAACUCUAGAAUGUGAACAGGUUAUUCAUCCCAAGUUCAUAACAUCAAUGUCAUAAAUACAGCUUGGUUGAAGUACAUCAAAUGUUGUAGGUUGCAGAGUGUCAAGUGUUUGAUAGCUGGUGCCACAGGUAGGCAAGACUUCUGCAUACAGCCUUGUAUUAAAGUUGGUGUAUUAGAGACACAACCGUCUUUCUUCAUAAAUCCUUAAUCACAAGAGGUCAGAAAUGAAAGCUGCUUCUGCCAUUCUGUCCAACCCAACAUUAACCCAAAAAAUCCUCAAAUUCUUUCUUUGGAUGUGUGAUGACAUUGUCACACAUUUCUGACAAGUUGUAUGAUUAUUAUUAUUUUUUUUAAUGUGUUGUAUCAGACAACAUUUCUGGGUUAUCGUUGGUUGUUUAAGCUUCAUCUCCGGGCAUUGAUCAAACACCAUUGUAACCUUUUUGGAGAGGAGAAAGUCCAUAUUCCAAGUGGUUUAUUUGGAAAUACAUUUCAAGAAGUGGAUACAUUAUACAGAGUUUACAAAGAUGCUUAACUUGAGAUAAACAUUUGACCUCAUCAAUAACCACAUUGUAGUUGAACCGGACUUCAUUUGCAUGUAAUAGCAGUACUGAUAAGUAAAGUUUUAUGACCUACCUGUAACCACCAAAGAAAAAAUCGGGAGGUUUUUGCAAUCAGAGAGGUGUUGGGGCCUCAAAGGGGAGGAGUUGGGGCUUUGUUCCUCAGAGUGGGUAACAUGUAUAUUAAACAUUUUAUUAGGAGAAAAGUCAGCCAUUUUAGUUACGGUUGUAUCGUGUGUCUGUGCAACGUGUGAAAAAAAGUAAGAGUAAUUUCAAAGGUCAAGGGUCAGUACGACUGAGAAAUGUGUUCCUCUGAAGUAAAACACGGUGGACUGGUAAUGUGUUGCUUUGAAGACAAACAACCAUGCAGUAGAAUUGGUUUGGAUACAUUUGGAAAUUGUUUUUAAGUUUUUACAUUUUGGCUUCAGUUCAGGAAUUUGAUUUUUUUUAAGGUUUGUGUUAACAUGUUUUUGUAAUAGAAGUUAUUGGCUUUACAGUCGGUGUAUAACCAAAUUUUGUUCAUUCUCAAUAACCUCUAUUGGAAGUUAAACAUUAUGGGUUGUGACAUUUGCAAAAAGUUCAUAAAAGUCAGCCUCAAAUGUUUCUUUUUCAGUGCAACCAAUUAUUGGCCGACAUGUCCACAUGUGUUAAGUAGAAUGUUUUUAUUUCAUUCAAUGACCUGUUCAAAGACACUGUUUAUAUUUGCAGAUUUCUUCUGGCGGUCCGGAGCUUUUAUAUAUAUGUACAUGUACAGUAGAUAGUCCUUGGCUGUUUCCAAUCCAGUGGGUGCAACAUGUUUUGCUAUGUGCCAGAUAGAACAUUGUAGUUCUUCGGUCUCCCACUGCUGUAGGAAGGACAGCACAGGCAGUUAUUGCUGUGGUGGAAAUAUUGGCAAGGUUUUACAGAAAAAAUGAAAGCAUCCAGCAAAUCAUUGCUUUUGUAUUGGCCACGGGGAAGAGUCCGUAUGAAAUAACAAAACUAAUCGGUCUACCAGACCAAAAGAACUGAUAUAUGCACUGUUGUGUUAUUGUAGGUUACAUUAUCUUGUGUAUAAAUGUACAGUGCAUAUUGUAUAUAUAGUCAUAGCAGGCAUAUCUUUAUUGAGCUGAGACAAAUUUAUCUUAAAAUAGUUACAAAGUAUGACUUGGUUUCAAAAAAUGUGAAAUGACUUAUAAAACGAUGAAUCGUAUCCACGUGUA